AUGGUGACAAAAACGAAGAAAGUGUUCAUCGGUGGACUGUCGGCCUCGUCAACACUCGAGGAUAUGAAGACAUAUUUUGAGCAGUAUGGAAAGGUUGAGGAUGCCAUGCUUAUGUUCGACAAAGCCACCCAGCGUCAUAGGGGAUUUGGUUUCAUCACUUUCGACAACGACGAGGUGUCGGACAAAGUAUGUGAGAUCCAUUUCCAUGAGAUCAAUGGGAAAAUGGUUGAGUGCAAGAAAGCGCAGCCAAAAGAGGUAAUGUUACCUGUUCAACUGAACAAAUCGCGUGCAGCUGCAGCACGAAAUCUUUACGGUCUUCCACCAGAACAGUUACUAGGUAAGAUGAGUAAAGUUACGUCACAGUUUUUGUAA
Molecule: messenger RNA, 372 nt
Organism: Haemonchus placei
Lineage: Eukaryota; Metazoa; Nematoda; Chromadorea; Rhabditida; Trichostrongylidae
Source: the annotation of a GenBank genome assembly